This is a messenger RNA of Rhincodon typus (whale shark), 828 nucleotides long. Its product is annotated as ras-specific guanine nucleotide-releasing factor RalGPS2-like. Bases 1 to 828 code for a protein of 275 amino acids. The transcript is spliced from 8 exons. The record is from RefSeq and is a predicted model, not a curated record. NCBI's taxonomy places the organism in Eukaryota, Metazoa, Chordata, Chondrichthyes, Orectolobiformes, Rhincodontidae.
AUGGUCGCAUUCAGACCACCACCCCGGGGGACUUUGCGCUGGUGUCCUCAGGCUGUCAUGAUUGACCUCCCACAACCACAACUAGAUAUUCCCCUGCUGCCUCAUGUUCAGAAGUAUUUGAACUCGGUGAGAUACAUUGAAGAACUUCAGAAAUUUGUCGAAGAUGACAAUUACAAACUAUCAUUAAGAAUUGAGCCUGGCACCAGCACACCACAGUCCACUGCAUCAAGGGAAGAUCUCGCAGGACCUGAUGCAGCACCAUCCCCACAGAGUAGCCGACGAUACAUGGCAGCAGAGGCAGCCCUAAUGAAUGUACCACCAACUCCACCUUCUUCCAGGCACCUACUAACUCAUGGACAUAGGAAGUCCCACAGCCUAGGAUACAACUUUAUACACAAGAUGAAUACAGUAGAGUUUAAGAGUGCUACAUUUCCCAAUGGAAGACCUCGGCACCUGCUAGAUGACAGUGUAAUGGAAAACUACACUCCUUCAAGAGUUCAAGCAGAAAGUUCCACCAUUUCCAGUGGAAUAUCAAUAGGUAGCAGUGAGGGUUCAGAACUCAGUGAAGAUGUAUCUUGGCCAGCAUUCGAAAGGAACUGGUUCUAUUAUUCUCUCUGCCCGGUGGCACGGGCUGGAAGGAAUGGCUGUCGAAGCCACAUGAAGGCCCACAGUUCUGUGGAAUCCGAGGAACUGGCAGUAAAUCUCUUCCCAGGCACUGUUACAAUUCAAGGAGUUUUGAGAAGAAAGACCCUACUGAAAGAAGGCAAAAAGCCUACGGUAAGGAAUGAUUUCAAUAAUGUUGUUUGUUGGCAGCAGAAGAAGCCAUGA